GUUGCCCGGCAACACCAGCAAUAACAACUGCCUGCUGGGGAGCGGGGGCCGGCGCUGGCGGGGGCGUGGCACGCACCGCCUGUGACUGACUGACGGACCGCAGAGCGCUGCGAAGAAAGAGCACAGCUGACUGACUGGUCUGGGUGAGCUGGGCGAGCUGGGCGAGCUGGGCGAGAGAGAGAGGAACCGAAAUCACGGCCAGGUUGGGCGACUCACCAGCUUCGCUCGGUUAGUUAAGCGCGGCUUUUCAGUCAGUCCAGUCGAGUCGAGUCUGCUUGCCACUCGUUCAGCAGCCGCCGCGGUGCGUGAAUCCCCGUGCAUCCAUGUCCAAGUACACGAAGCUGGCCCGCGGGCUCUGCGACCUGCUGAUCUGGGCGGCCCUCAGCGUGGCCAGUCUCCUGCUGCACAAGCUGGUGCGUCCGUUCCGGCGCGGCUUCUUCUGCGGCGACGAGUCCCUGGGUUAUCCGUACCGCGAGAGUACCAUCGGUCACGAGCUGCUCAUCGCCAUUGCCCUCGGGGGGCCCACCGCGGUGAUCGCUGUGGUGGAGCUCUUUAAGCAGCUGCCCGGCGCUCCGCCGCGAGACUCGGGUGGCAAGCGCGAUGGCUGCCGGAUUGGCCACCGUUUUGGCCAGCUUUACCGCCAAGCCAUCUUCUACCUGUACGGCCUGGCCAUGGUCACGUUCACCACGAUGCUCUCGAAGCUGUGCAUCGGACGGCUGCGGCCGCACUUCUACGCCGUGUGCCAGCCAAUGAUGCCGGACGGGAGCAGCUGCCAAGAUGCCCAGAACCUGGGCCGGUACAUCGAUAGCUUCACCUGCAGCAACGCCAAUAUGUCCGACUUCCAGUUCAAGCAGCUCAACCAGUCCUUUCCCAGCGGGCACGCCAGCAUGGCCAUGUAUUCCAUGCUCUACCUGGCCAUCUACCUCCAGGCAGCGCUCAGCACGCGCGUGUCCAAGCUCCUGAAGCACCUGCUGCAGUUCCUCUUCGUCAUGUUCGGCUGGUAUGUCUCGCUGACGAGGAUCACCGAUUACUAUCACCACUGGAGCGACGUGCUGGCGGGGGCGGUGAUGGGCGUGGUGUUCGCCUGGAUCACUAGCGCCUACGUGGCGGACCUCUUCGCCGGCAGGCGCUGGGCCAAGGCGGGCUACUCGGCCAACACUCUGCGGAAGCCCCAGGUCUCACCCAAGAACUCCACCAAGUCGCAGGCGGGAGCAGCAGCGGUGGCCACCGGCGGCGGCCAGCCGCCCGCCCUUCCGGCCUACACCUUCGGCACGCUGCCCUAUCUGGCGGCGCAUCCGGCCCAGGCUCAGGCGCAGGCGCAGUACGCCCAAACCUAUCACAACUACGGAUACGUGCCCUGAGGGGGUAGUUCUGGUGCUUAGCAAAUAACCUCACAAAAACACUCACUCUUAAACCCAGACUUGCACGAAAUUCCUGUUCUGUUGUCGGUAUUUUAGCAAAAUAAAUAUUAAUUACGAUACGAUGACGCG
Drosophila serrata is the source of this 1490-nucleotide messenger RNA. RefSeq names its product putative phosphatidate phosphatase. Gene Ontology annotation, cellular component: plasma membrane. The record is from RefSeq and is a predicted model, not a curated record. Gene Ontology annotation, molecular function: phosphatidate phosphatase activity. Lineage: Eukaryota; Metazoa; Arthropoda; Insecta; Diptera; Drosophilidae. Gene Ontology annotation, biological process: signal transduction; phospholipid metabolic process; phospholipid dephosphorylation.